Strongylus vulgaris is the source of this 1230-nucleotide messenger RNA. The record is from the annotation of a GenBank genome assembly. NCBI's taxonomy places the organism in Eukaryota, Metazoa, Nematoda, Chromadorea, Rhabditida, Strongylidae.
AUGGAGGUACUGCAACUGGGCCAAGAAUUUCGGCCACGAGGCUCUUGGGGAGAUGUGAUGGCAAGAAUGCGAACCAGAGCACGUGUGCAUUCACAAACCGACAUCGCUGAAGGUGUUCCUACUAGUCACAGGAUUAGCGACACAAAUGUUGUUAUACAGUCUCCUGCUACAGUAAUGGAUGACUCGUCAACUAGGUAUCUGCUAGUUUUUAUUUUCCCUUUUUUCUAUGUGCUUCCUUAUAUUCUGAUUAUCGUGAUCUUAAGUGUGCCUUCACCGUCAGCAUCCACAUUGUGGGAAAUAGAGAUGCCCUCUUCUGGAUCUGGUGGAGGAGACUUGUCACAUGAAAGCCAUUUCGCGGCGGCCGCAGCUAUUGCUGUUCUCGGACGAGGGUCGGUUUUUUGCCUUCAAGUCGGAAGCUCUUCUGGAACUAUGGAUGUAGUACCUGGGGCUACCAGUGGAGCGUCACUUGGCGUUUCAGCUGUUGGUGUGUCGUCGAUAGGUGGAGAAGUGAACAGCAACAGUUUCACAGUAGAAGGACAGCGGCCUCACGGUGUUACAAACAUUGUAAUGCCAGUGAACAUCAGCGUUGUAAAUGACGAACUAGAUUCCAAUGAUGUGGAAACUGAAGCACCCAGCGUUGAUCGUGAGCCAGUCUCAGACACCGCAGCUGAAGAUAUCACAACUUCAUCAAACCCUCUCCAAAGAGUAGAAGCUCCACACGAUAACGCUUCCCCAUCGCAAACCGAAAGCCCUCCGGAAGCCGAAGGCGACUCGGUAAUUCGUUUGAAAUUUCUCGACGAUUCUCAAAGAGAUGCUCGUACAACAAUGACUGACACCAUAGGCAAAUUUAAAAGCGUACACUUUGGUGAUGCUGUUGCUGCCGGUCGUGUGGUGAGGUUGAUUUAUCAAGGUCAACUACUUCGUGAAGAUUCGAGAACGCUGGCUUCAUAUGGUCUUCGUGAUGGAUGUGUUGUUCAUUGCCAUAUCAGUAAUACACCGUAUGCUACACAGGGGCCAUCUUCUUCUCAGUCCACCAAUACUGCUACUCAGCUUAGACACCGGGAUACAGUGCGUCCUACUCAAAUGGUAACUUCGGAGCCAACACGUGUGGAAGCCAAUGAAUUUCGUUAUCCUCGUUGGGCUGUAGCAUUACUAUUAAACACUUACCGCUUUCCCUUGAUUGGUUUGCCUUUGGAUGCAAUCGUUCGAUUUCUAUUUGAUCGGCCAACU